Molecule: messenger RNA, 2916 nt
Organism: Verticillium nonalfalfae
Lineage: Eukaryota; Fungi; Ascomycota; Sordariomycetes; Glomerellales; Plectosphaerellaceae
Exons: 4
Coding region: 1-2916 (971 amino acids)
Source: RefSeq, a predicted model, not a curated record
AUGAUCACAUCCUCGUCCUCCAUCCUAUGGGUUGGGCUGAUCGUCCUGGUCUGCCUCGCCCAGCCAACCUUGGCCUUCGGCGCUGGCAACAUUGCCAGCUUGUCCAAAGUCGAAGGCGUCAACUGGCGCCACGGUGACAUUGAAGAUGCUCUCCUUAACAUUGCCAUGGCUCGCGCUCUGAAGGGCAAGAACUUCAGCAAGCUGAUGGUCUCGCGCGUGUACUUUGGCAAUUGGCUACGAGACUACUCGCAGGCCGUCGACGUCGGCACUGUCAAGUCCGUCUCGGCCGAGGCCAUCCGUCUCGUUCUCUGCGUGCUGGGUUUCCUCACCUUCGGCUACGGCUCGAAGGAGUUCCAGGUGACGGCUGACAGGCUCGGCUGCUACCGCCCUGAGGAGCACAUUGAUAACCCCAAGAACUAUGCCGAUAACGAGGAUGCCAGACGAUAUGACCGUCGACUUCGUGGUCCCGUUGACGAGGGCGUCGAGCUUGCCGUCGACCCCGAGACUGGCAUGAAGAACUACAUUGCGAAUGAGAGGGCUGGCAUUAUGACUUCUGCCAAGCUUCUUCGCGACCUACUGGGCAACUGCAUCGAGCUCGGUCGUAAAUAUGGCCGCAACCAGCGGGAGGAGGAUCUCUUUGAGGCUCUGCGUCUUUUGGGAACUGGUCUUCACUGCCUCGAAGACUUUUUCGCCCACAGCAACUACAUCGAGCUUGCCCUAAUCGAGAAGGGCGAGCGCGACAUCUUCCCCCACGUUGGUCGCGAUACCGGUAUCAGACUUCAGGGUGCUCGCGAUGAAGUCUUUCCUCUCGUCACCGGCACCUUCGGUGGUGUUGACUUUCUUCACUCUGUCACGGGCGAAGUUACGGACAAGCUGAAGCAAAACGAGCUCCAGGAGCUCGAGAACACUUUGCAGGAGAACAAGAACAAUGAUACCAGCAUGCUCCGCAACCUCCUUGACAUGAUUCCUGACGGCAUCUUUGGAGGAAAGCAUCAGAGCGACCGGGUUGACGAGAUCCAACAGAACUGCAACUCGUCUCAGAUGCAGAACAUGGAGGUGUCGCCCCGCGACCCCGAGGAGUUCACUCGUUACGUACAGGACAUUUUCAAGCAGAUCAUGCCUCUGCUUGAGUUCCACGAUGAUAUCAUGCAGAGCAUUUCGGAAAAGUUUGAGAAGAUUCCCGUUCUUCCCAAGAUUCUCGAGCAGCUGGAGGAGCAGAUGACCAAGUUCGUGUACACGAAUAUUGCGCCGUUCAUUCUGCCUGUCAUUCACCAGAUCCAGAACGAGAUGAAGACUGGAUCGCAGGAGAUCGUGGAGAGCAGCGAGCGUGAGCAGCACAUUGUCUUCAACGACAACCGGUCUUCCGACCCCACGCACUCCAUGCUCUCCAAGGAUCACUUCACCAACCUUCUGAACGAGCCCGCUGGCCGCACCGCCUCUGAGAUGAUUCGCUGGGUUGUUCCCCAGAUCAUGUCUGCCAUUGAUGACGAGAACAUCGACGUCAACCAGACCCUGACCCGCAUCAUUUAUGGUGUUUUCCACCACCCCGCUCAGCGUGACCAGGGCAACGACGGUAUCAGCGAGGGCAGGAAGGUUAUCUUUGGUUCCAUUGAGAACUGGUGGGAGGGCCUUGGCCGCCAGGGCCAAGACGAUUACCGCCGCAAGCUAAGCCGUGAUGGCGUGAAGAACAAUGAGAACCACAAGCCUGGUGUUCACGACACUGGUCACGGCCACGGUUGCAACGGCAAGCUCCAGAUGCACAAGCAAUUCGGCGGCAAGCCCGAGACGUGGGAAGACAAGGUUGCCGACAAGGCGGCUGGCGCCAUCAUCACGGGUGCUACUGGUGCCAUCUCUGGCAUCAUUGAGCAGACGACUGGCGUCAAGGUACCCUCGUACAAGCAGCCUGAGCGGAAGGAGGAGAAGCAGAGCUCUGGCGCAGGAGGCUUGCUCGGCGCUGCUUCGUCUAUCUUCGGCGAGGUCUUCGGUAACGAUGAGAAGGAGAAGACUACCUCUAGCCACAAGAACAACGAUGGCUCGUACACCCAGACCCAGACCGAAUACGGUCACUCUGGCAACAAGUAUGCUCAAGCGCAAAAAACGGAGACCCAGUACCCUGACGGUGGUCGCCGUACCGAGUACAAGAAGUACGAGCAGGAAGAACAGUCUGGUGGGCGCACAAGCGGCCACGGCUACGAGGAGAAGACUGAGACGCGGCCAUCGCAGGGCGGCGGUUAUGAGCAGCGCACCGAGCGCCACGAGUACCAGGGUAGUUCUUCGGGUUACGGCGGUCGCCAGGAGCAAAGCAGUUACGGUGGUCGCCAAGAGGAGAGCAGCUACGGCGGACGCCAGGAAAGCUCUGGGUAUGGAGGCCGCCAGGAGCAGAGCAGCUACGGCGGACGCCAGGAGAGCUCUGGCUACGGUGGUCGCCAGGAGCAGAGCAGCUAUGGUGGUCGUGAGGAGAGCUCCGGCUACGGUGGCCGUCAGCAGGAGAGCAGCUACGGCGGUCGUGAGGAGAGCUCUGGCUACGGUGGCCGCCAGGAGAGCAGCUAUGGCAGCCGUCAAGAGAGCAGCUAUGGCGGGCGUGAGGAGCAGAGCAGCUACGGUAGCCGUCAGCAGAGUUCUGGCUAUGGUGGCCGUGAAGAGCAGAGCAGCUACGGAGGUCGCCAGGAGAGCAGCUACGGCGGCCGUCAGGAGAGCUCUGGAUACGGUGGUCGUGAGGAACAGAGCAGCUACGGCGAUGGCGGCGGCGGUGGUUACGGAGGGCGCCAAGAAGAGAGCUACGGCGGCCGUCAGGAAGAGAGCUAUGGUAGUGGACACGGGCGCAACCGCAGCGGCGAACGUAACCGCAGCCGGGAGCGCAACCGCAGCCAGGAACGCAACCGAAGCCGUAACCGCAGCCAGGAGCGCCGCUGGUAG